UAUUUAGAAGCGCUCGUGUUUCGACACUUUCAUUUGCGUUACCUGAUAAGUACCUUGCGCCGUGGUGUCCGAACAGAUCCACGACUUACCAACAUGCGCAUGGCGUCAUCACUUCGAUAAUCACCGCAGGAUGAGCCUCAGAUGGAUCCUAUUCGUUCUGUCUGUGGUGGGGCUGCACCUAUAUGCUUGGCACGAGGUGGCGAACGCAACAUAUUUCACGGAGCAAUUUCCAUACGAAAAAAUGACUGGGAAGAGCAUCAACUAGCGUGUGAUACGGUGGUGACCGUAUUUUCGACUUCUGCUCUCGACGAUGAAUUGUGCCUGCGUGCGGCGGUGUACUACUCGAAGCUUGGGGCGUAUGCCGAAGUAUCGAUCAAAGGUUUCGAAGAUCUUCGCCAGGUUGUUGGGGCGCUGAACCAAUCACUCGCACACGAGUGGAGGCGUCAACCAGAGAGCGACGGAACGGCUGAAGCUCUAUUUAAUUUCAUAUUCCACGAACGCGCUAUGAUCGUGGUCGGGAAAUGGAAUGGUGACUGCGAUGGAUAUGUUGAGAAUGGCAGGGACUUUACGGUGGUACUAAAGCGAAGCAGACUGUACAGCUCCUUCAAGCAAACACCCGUCCACCUUUCCGGGGAGAAAGAUACGCAGGCCAACGCCAAUCGGCUCAUCGAUGGCGCCGACCGACGUGGUAAAAAGGUGUUCCGCUGUGCUGUAAACAUCAGCAGCACACUGUUCCAGAUGACGGGAUACGAAUUACCCCCAGAAAAGAGUUUGGAUGCAACACCAUCUCUCCGAUUUAUCGCGUAUGACCCCAAGACACAGCUUCAGCUUGUUGCUGUGGCACAGCCUGACGCCGUACUUGAGCUCGGUGGCGGACAGCAUUCACCCUGGAUGGCCAAAGAUAAACGCGAAGUUUUGGCCGGCAUCAUCGCACGGGCCCUCCGCCUCAAGGUCGCCCACGACGGUUCUCCAACCCUCGUGGUGCCAUGGUCCGGUGAGAACCUGGCGCUUGCGGACGAGGUUCAACCUGGAGAAACGACCAGACCUCGAAGGGAUAAGGUUCUGAAGUUCGCGAAGCGGAAGGGCCUUUCAAAGCUGGAAGUGUUUUCCACUCGGGUGACGGGUUUCGAGGUGAUUAUCACAGUAUUCGGGAAGACUGAUGCAAUCUCAUCUGUCCCAGCGGUGGUGGUCGAUGAUGAUGAUGCCGACGACGAUGAGCGACCACCGCUAACCUUCAAUCUGUACUGCCCUAAGCUGACCGAGAGCGUCGACAUCGAUCUACCUUACUCGAUGCAGAAAAUGAUGACUGGUUGGAGCAUAUUCCAAAUCCCCAAAGGUGAAGCUCGAUCCUCGGCGAUUAGGCGAACUGCACGAUUUCUAUGCGUGUCGUUACCACCUUCAUCAAAAGGCUUACAAGCAGAGUUUUUGUUUAAGGCCCAAAAGCCGUGGUUGGUGUCAUACAGUGAGCUGGAUACGUCUGACUGCCCUCGUUCCCAAAGACCUCGGGGGCAGCCGCUCAUCUUUGUUCCGGCGGAUACGGAUGGUGACCUGAUCACAUCCAAGGGAAUUUCUCUUGGAGGUCUGAAGGUACUACUUAGCGUGUACACGAAAGAGAGGGGACGGCCUGGUAGAGAAGGCCUGGUUUUCGAGAUUUACAAUCAGGAGACCUCCGCCACGGCCACAUUGCAUGUCUCAUCACAGCACCUUCUUCGUCAGGCAAGUAGACGACAAAGUGCAUUUGCUGGAAGACGGUCGGCUACUUGGAACAAUCUUCCUCUUGACCAAACGUCUACUCCUUAAGAAGUCGGCCGCUGGAGGGUGGGAUCUCUUCCUGGACAGGAAACGGGAGCCUUGCCUGUUCAUGGGCAUGUGACGCAAGGGAAAUUGUGAGGAUGGAAGCCGAAUGCUCGCAAGAUAACUCUCUCUUUCGGGAUUUAAGGUGUUGGGUGGUGCCGAGGCGCACUGCCAGUGUCUACCUCCAAUGACGGAGGACUGGAGAGGUUAGCGGAGCGGAUAGGCUACCAAUCCGUUUAACUGGGUUUAUCUGCCGGUUGGUGUGGCGUCAACCUUAUAUGUAAAAGUAUCUGUGGGGAUAGAUGUCGGGGGUGGGCGAUGUGGUGCCCAAAUGUCCUUUGAAACCUCCCUAGCCAAGCAUCGUUCACUGUAUCAUGCCUUAUGUUUUCGACAACCCGGCCGUCCGCUGUUUUCCCCAACCCUGGCGUUUUUGAGGAUCGUUUGCUCCCAUCUAUGUACAUGG
Ectocarpus sp. CCAP 1310/34 is the source of this 2257-nucleotide messenger RNA. The record is from the annotation of a GenBank genome assembly. NCBI's taxonomy places the organism in Eukaryota, Phaeophyceae, Ectocarpales, Ectocarpaceae.